UUAAGGAGGAUCCAUGAUCCCUAAGAGGUAUUUUUCUAAGACUAAAUUAAGGAUGAAUUUCAUGAUUAAUGCCUCAUUCCUUUGUAAUAGUAGGUAAGGCCAAUGCCAUUAAUUUAGUUGCUAUAAAAUGCUCAAGCAUUGACUCAAAACAACCAUACUUCUUGUUAUUAUUGUCAUCUUUGUUCCUGUUGUUGUGGCUGCUGUUGAAAAAAAAAAAGUCGAGAUGGAUCCUUCAAGAAUCUCCCUCCGACCGUUUAAACUCUCCGACGUUGAUGAUUUUAUGGUCUGGGCCGGCGAUGAUCAGGUGACUAAGCAUCUCAGAUGGAAGACCUUUACCUCUAGGGAAGAUGCUUUGAACUACAUCAAGGAUGUUUGCAUUCCCCACCCUUGGCGUCGAUCGAUAUGUCUUGAUGACCGUUCGGUUGGCUUCAUUUCUGUCAUGCCAGCUUCCGGCGACGACAUACACAGGGCUGACAUGGGAUAUGCUCUAGCUGCCAAGUACUGGGGUCAAGGGAUUGCUACCAUAGCUGUGAAAAUGGCUCUUGGCUGUGUAUUCAAAGAUAUUCCACACUUGGUGAGGCUGCAAGCUAUGACUAACGUGGAAAACAGGGCUUCUCAGAGAGUUUUAGAGAAAGCUGGGUUCACCAAGGAGGGUGUUUUGAGGAAGUAUGGCUUUCUAAAAGGGAAGAUCAAUGAUUUGGUUAUCUACAGUUUCAUAUGUACUGAAACCUUAAUCAAUUGAUGAUAAUUUUAAGAGACAAAUUGGUGAGUUAAUUGAAACUAGGGCUGUAUUUGGUUGCAGAGCAAAUUUCAUUUGCAAUGGUAUAUGGGAAUGCAAAUAGGCUGAGUUCUGAUUUACUUUUUGCUUUAGAUUUGAUCGUGUUGUUUGUUUGAGAAAAGUAAGAUGGUACAGUCUCACCUUAUAUGUAAUAGAAUGGAGGUAGGAGGGUUGUUUA
This is a messenger RNA of Nelumbo nucifera (sacred lotus), 956 nucleotides long. NCBI's taxonomy places the organism in Eukaryota, Viridiplantae, Streptophyta, Magnoliopsida, Proteales, Nelumbonaceae. The record is from RefSeq and is a predicted model, not a curated record.